AUGAUGCUACACCUCCCCAAUCCAGGCCUGGCGUCCAAGAUACUGUCCCAUGAACAGCUGGAGCAGCUGGACAGUGAGGAGGAUGAAGACAGGCCAAAAUGGGACAACAAGGCCCAGUACAGGCUGACCUGUGUGGGUUUUGCCGUGGGACUCGGUAAUGUGUGGAGAUUUCCAUACUUGUGUCAAGUCUAUGGUGGAGGGGCUUUCCUGAUUCCUUAUUUCAUUGCCUUGGUGUUUGAGGGCCUUCCGUUGCUGCACAUGGAGCUGGCCAUCGGACAAAGGCUCCGCAUGGGAAGCGUCGGAGUGUGGAACUCAAUCUCCCCAUAUCUAGGAGGUUUAGGUGUGGCUUCAUUGUUAGUGUCCUUCCUGGUCGGACUGUUCUACAACACUAUCCUUGCCUGGAUCCUCUGGUACUUCUUCCACUCCUUUCAAAAUCCACUUCCCUGGAGGAAUUGUCCACUUAAUGAAAACCUCACUGGUUAUGUGACCGAAUGUGAAAAGAGCACAUCAGUGAAUUAUUUUUGGUAUCGUGAAACACUGAACAUAACACCAAACAUUGAAACCAGUGGGUCCUUACAAUGGUGGAUAGUGUUGUGUCUGGCCACUGCUUGGUGUCUCGUCUACAUCUGCUUUAUACGUGGCAUUGAGACCAUUGGAAAGGCAAUUUAUGUGACCGCCACCUUUCCCUAUCUCGUACUCACCAUCUUCUUAGUCAAAGCCUUGACUCUGUCCGGAGCAGCCGAUGGUCUUGCAUACCUUUUCACUCCAAAUUGGGAAACCCUGAAGAAUCCCAAGGUGUGGCUGGAUGCUGCCACUCAGAUUUUUUUCUCUCUGUCUUUGGCUUUUGGGGGACUCAUUGCCUUUUCCAGCUAUAAUCCUCAAAAGAAUAAUUGUGAGAGAGAUGCCCUAAUAGUUGGGUGUGUCAACAGUUUUACAUCAAUAUAUGCUUCGAUUCCCAUUUUUUCCAUUCUGGGAUUUAAAGCAAAUACAAACUACAAUGACUGUCGAAAUAGAAAUAUAUUGACACUGACAAAUGCAUUUAACAUAGGGGAUGAAAACAUAACUCUUGACAACUAUGAUGACUGGUUAAGCCAUCUCAAUAACACAGAUCCCUCAGAAGUGGAAAGCCUCCACCUAAAGACCUGCAACCUACAGACCUUCCUGGACCAGAGUGCCUCUGGAACAGGACUGGCCUUUAUUGUGUUCACUGAGGCUGUGAUAAAUAUGCCAGGCUCCCAGGUGUGGGCAGUGCUGUUCUUUGUCAUGCUCUUCAGCCUCGGCCUGUCCUCCAUGUUCGGCAAUCUAGAGGGGGUCCUCACACCUCUGCUUGAUCUGCAUAUGGUGCCAUCCUGGAUUCCGAAGGAGAUUUUCACAGGGUUGAUUUGUCUCACCUCUUUUGCUGCGGCUCUAAUCUUUACCUUGGGCUCUGGAAACUACUGGCUGGAGAUUUUCAACAACUAUGUGGGAUCUUUGCCUCUGCUCAUCAUAGCUUUCUUUGAGAUCAUCGGUGUGACAUACAUCUACGGAAUAAACAGGUUUAACAAUGACAUUGAGUGGAUGACAGGUCAGAGGCCCAACAUCUACUGGCAAGUUACUUGGCGGUUCAUCAGCCCUUUGAUGCUUCUGGUGGUAUUUUUGGCAUAUGUUGCAAUAGAGGCCAAACAACAACCUACAUAUAAUGCCUGGAACCCAAAUUAUGUGGACUUUCCCCUUGCUGAUGUUCAGCCCUACCUUCAGUGGGUUUAUGCAAUCUGUGUGCUGCUCUCUACUCUUCCUGUUGUCUCCAUCCCUCUUGUGGCUCUCUACAAAUUGCUGGGCUUCCUGAAGAGGCGUAUCAUGAACAGACACAAUCAAAAUCCAUAUGAAAAUGAAGCCUAUGUUGGGGACCUGUAA
Myripristis murdjan (pinecone soldierfish) is the source of this 1893-nucleotide messenger RNA. RefSeq names its product sodium-dependent neutral amino acid transporter B(0)AT3-like. The coding region runs from base 1 to 1893 and encodes 630 amino acids. The transcript is spliced from 13 exons. Gene Ontology annotation, cellular component: plasma membrane. Gene Ontology annotation, biological process: nitrogen compound transport; sodium ion transmembrane transport; amino acid transport. NCBI's taxonomy places the organism in Eukaryota, Metazoa, Chordata, Actinopteri, Holocentriformes, Holocentridae. The record is from RefSeq and is a predicted model, not a curated record.